GGAAUAGGAAGGUGACUAGAAAGUACAAGAUAGUACAAGAAAUGCAGGACAAAACAUUUCUGGAAAUUGCUACCACUGAUAUGGAAUUAAUGUACAUAUAUACAUACUAUACUAAAACCAGCCAAUAAUUAAGUCUCUGCCAAGUUUAGAAAAGAAGUAAAAAGAGGAAGAAUAACUUCUUGGAGGCAAAAUGUCCUGGAUGUACCAGAGAUACUCUGUCAUGGCAGGUAAUACAGAUUCUGCAAAAUCAAAUUUGUCUGGUGCACCAAGAUAUGCCGUUCUGUAUAAUGGAAACAGAAUUCAGGGUAUUUUUUUAACUUUACGAGUGAACUAAUAUACAAGUUUUCUAAGAUACGAGCCGGCGCACUUGCGAUUUUUUGUUUUAAGAAGCAAACCGAGAUUUGAACUACGAGCCUGGGAGACCAUCUCCCAAUGCGUCUGCCAUUGCCAGCACUGAGGUGUGCAAUCUCGUUUAGUUCAUGUGGUUACCUUGCCUUGUGAGCAUCUCAUAGCAUUUCUUGCUUUGUUUUCUUGCUGUCCCUGUAAUUUGGGACAUUUCUUAGUUUUCACUAUGGGUCCUAAGAAAGUGAGUGUCAAGACCAGCAAUGAGAAGAAGAUAAGGCCAGUUACCUUGGAUAUGAAGCAUGAAAUCAUGGAAAAACAUAAUCAAGGUGUGCGUGUUAUAGACUUGUUGAGGCAGUAGGACUGGACUACUUCUACCAUCUGUAUCAUUUUGAAGCAGAAGGAAUCAAUAAAGGCUAUAACACCAACCAAGGGUGUUGAGAUUAUUUCAAAACUCUGGAUCCCUGCCCAUGAAGAGAUGGAGUUGUUGUUGGUGUGGUUGAAUGAGAAGCAACUCGCAGGAGAUACCAUGACAGACAGCAUCAUCUGUAAAGCCUGGUACACACUAUGCCAUCACGUAUCAGCCAUGUGAUGCAGUAGUGGUGUUGAAAAAAAUUAAUAGCGGCCAAACUAUACUGCAACACUGCUCACUUGUUUUCGCGCGCAAGCUGCUCAGUUGUAGUUCAGCUUUCAUCAAGCCAGGAUGCCAGCCAAUGAUGUACUUUGCCAGGAGACUCUACUGUGGGGUAUAGUUUCUCUGUGCUGGAAAAAAGAAACUUUUGAGGAAGAAACGUAGUACCUUGUGGUGUAAGCAAUGGCUUUCUCGGUGACCUCUUAAGGGAAGCUUCAAUGAAAUAUUUUUGGAGCUACAAGUCGAAAAUCCAACAGACUAAAAAUUACACAAGAAUGCCAAUCCCUGCAUUUUAUAAAUUGUUGGAAAAAAAUUGAACCAUAUAUUUGUAAGCAGGACACCAGCUUUUGAGACAGCAUAUCACCAGGAGCUCGUUCUUGCAGUAGGAGGAUCGUAUGCAAGCCUCCAAUAAUCAACCAAGAUUUCAAAACAGAGCCUCAGUCUAAUCAUCCCCAAAACUUGUGAAGCCAUCUAUAAUGUCCUUAGGGAGGAUUAUUUGAAAGGUUCAAAUAUAGGUACAAAGUACACUAAUAUUUUUUUAUUACAGGAAACGCAGCUCAUCAAAACACCAUAACUUCUGAGCUCCAGACUUCUGUGAUGAUUUGAUUGGAGACAUUUCCCUGUAGAAUUGUGUCUUCAGGGUGUGCAGCUUUUUAGUAAUGUCUUCAUUCCUCAAUGUACAGUUUACAAAACUCGAUAACUCUGAUUUUAUGGUUUCCAAGCUUGCACUCCUGAUGUUUCUCAUCUGGUUAUGCUUGCAUUUGAUGUUCCAACUAGAUGGAUGUUCCUUCAGUAAUUUAAUAAAAUGUAGUGUUAGUCCUUGUCCUCUCAAGGGGUUUGGCGGGUGGUGGUGAGUGGACAUCCUUCCCCUCUGAACGUUGGUGCAACACUGAGCUGCGCAAUGAAAUGGCUCAGCCCCAACAACCCGUUGGUGAUGCAGCUUCGUGUUGAAAAAGCCGUUUUUCAACGCAUCCAUCUAACACUGUGUGCAUCAUGAUGCAUAGUGUGUACGGGGCUUAAGAAGGGAGGAGAUGUCUAUUCAGAUUUGUUGUGGAAGACGCCAGGAACAUCAACACAUGAAGCAUCAGAAGAGUUAUUCAAAGCCAGUUGAGGCUAGUUUGAUAAUUUUAAAAAGAGGACCAGCAUUCACUCCAUUGUCAGGCAUGGUGAGGCAGUAAGCUCCGAUGUGAAGGCAACUGGGGAGUUUGUUUAGAGUUUUGCCGAACUGGUAGAAGCCCAAGGAUAUGUCGCCCAGCAACUCUUUAACUGUGACGAGACAGGACUCCUCUGGAAAAAGAAUACGGAGGCGGACCUAUAUAAUGGUAGAGGAGAAGAGCUUGCCAGGCCACAAACCUAUAAAGGAUAGGCUAACCCCUGCGCUGUGUGCAAACGUGAGUGGCGACCGCAAAGUUAAGCCGCUACUACUUGUAUAUCACUCAGAAAACCCCAGAGCCUUCAAGUCUCAUUAGAUGACCGAAGAAAAUCUGCAGGUUAUGUGGAGGGCAAAUUCAAAGGCAUGGGUUGCCAGGGAUAUCUUCAUCCAGUAUGUGAAUGUAGUUGUUGGUCCUACCAUCAAGACUUAAUUCACCACAAAUAACUUAUUCCUGAAAGCCCUUCUCAUCCUCGACAAUGCUCUCGCACACCCACCAACCCUCACAGACAACAUCCAACCCUGUCCUGCAUCCCAUGGACCAACAGUUGAUUUCAAAUUUGAAAAUGGUCUUCACCAAGUACCUGUUCAAGAGCUGCGUUGAGGUUCCAGAUGCAACAAACCUCACCCUUCGAGAGUUUGGAAGGAUCACUACAAAAUCAUUACCUGCCUCAAAAUUAUGAACAUGGCCUGGCAGGGUGUUACAAGGAGGACCUUAAACAGCAUGGAAAAAGCUGUGGCCAAGGUUGUGUCCAAACAGGACUUCGAAGGAUUCGAACCUGAAGAGCUACUGGUGGAGAAUAUUGUCCCUUAGAAAGACCAAGGGCCUGGAAGUGGAUGAAGAUGUUGAUGACCUCGUCGAGAGCACAACGAGGAAAUAACAACGGAGGAAUUAAAGGAGCUACGUACAGCAACAGCAGUGUACAGAGGUUUUGCGGGUUUUGGAGGAGGAGGAGCAAGCGUUGGAGGAGGUUGCUACAAGUGAGGUUGAGGAAGUGUUGGGAAUAUGGGAGAAAAUUGUUGUUUAUUGAAGAGAAACACCCUGAAAAAGUAGCAACUGGUUAUGUGUGUCUGUUUAACAACACUUGCCUGGGUAAUUUUUUAAAAAUUUUGAAAGACAGUAAGAAACAAACCUUCUUAAAGAGUUUUUAGCAAAAAAACCCUGCAUGUGAAAGUGUUAAAUGUGACAGAAAAGGCAAAAGUCAGUGAAGAUGAUUGAAAAUAAAAAAAAAUUUAAAAGUAGCAAUUUAGUAAUAAAAUGUAGUGUAGUGUGUAAGUUAGAUUUAGCAAUGUAGCAUUAAGUGUGUAGAGUAAAUUAAGUUAGCGAUAGAGCAUGACAUGAAAAAAAAAACCUUCUCUGUCAAUCUCCUGCCUCCCACCUUCUGUGCCCACUGCUACACACUAGCCCACUCAUAUUGCUGCUCCACUUUCUUCAGCAUCUUCGUGUGAUCUUCAAGAUGUUUCGGAAAUUAAAUUUUAGAUGGAUGCUACACCAUCACAGGUGUGAUGCAGUCAGACAGUUUCACUGGCCAUCGCACCUAGUCAGAAGCACUUUCAUCGAUUUCUUCAAGAACCACAAUCAUCAGCAUAUUCGUUCAAGCCCCGUCAUACCAUGGAAUGACGCCACACUAGCAUUUGUGAAUGCAGGGAUGAAUCAGUUCAAACCUGUGUUCCUUGGGCAAAGUCUGCGACCAUGUCCACGAGCCACAAAUAGCCAGAAAUGUAUACGUGUCGGUGGUAAGCACAAUGAUUUACAUGAUGUUGGUCGCGAUACGUACCACCACACUUUUUUCGAAAUGCUUGGUAACUGGUCAUUCGGAGAUUAUUUUAAGAAAGAUGCAUGUGCAAUGGCUUGGAAACUUUUAACUGAAGUAUACAAGUUACCACCUGACCGUCUGUAUGUUACUUACUUUGGUGGAGACCCCGCAUUGAAUAUUGGCUCUGACAUGGAAGUCUGGGAUAUCUGGAGAUCCAUUGGUGUACAUGAAAAUCGAAUCUUACCUUUUGGGAUGAAAGACAAUUUUUGGGAGAUGGGCAUACAUGGACCUUGUGGGCCCUGCACUGAAAUUCACUAUGAUCGACUUGGUGGUACCAGCGCACAAGAUAGAGUCAAUCUUGGUGUUGAAGACAUGAUUGAGCUAUGGAAUAUAGUUUUUAUGCAAUAUGAAAGGUUAAAAGAUGGUACCUUGCAACCUCUAAGUACUCAUCAUGUUGAUACUGGAAUGGGCCUAGAGAGAAUUACUGCUGUUUUGAAUAGUAAAACAUCAAAUUAUGACACUGAUCUUUUUCUUCCAAUAUUUGAGAAGAUUCAAAAGAUGAGUGGCAAAGCAGCAUAUGGAGGGCACUUUAGUGAAGAUGGGCUUUGUUUAGACACAGCUUACAGGGUCUUAGCAGAUCAUUUGAGGAUGACUACAGUUGCCCUUGCUGAUGGCCUUUUCCCAGAGGACAGCUACAAACUUCGUCGUGUUAUGAGGCGAGCCAUCCGUAUUAGCAGAGACACAUUUGGUUUGGUUCAUCACAAUAACUUAGCUGAUUUAACAAAUAUUGUGGCCGAAAGCUUAGGAGAUACUUAUCCUGAGCUUUGGAGUCAACUAGAAAGAGUUCAAGUAAUUUUUCAGCAAGAAGAGGAACAUUUUCAAGAAACUUUGCAUAAAAUAUCAAAAGAGUGGAGUAGUAUGCUUUUGCAGAAUCAUUCACUAAAAGUUUUCUCGGAUGUUAUUAGUCCUGGACUGUUGAAUGGUUUAAAGGAUGUAAUUCCUUUGAUUGAGGAAUUGAAAGACAGCAAUUCAAAAUUUCCCGAGGACAUUGCUUUGAAACUUAUUGAAGCUUAUGGUGUAAAUAUAGAUACUGUUGAGGAACUGGCAAGUUUGUAUAACCUUAAUAUUGACUUGGAAAGUAUUCUGGUGACGCUGGAAACUACCAAGAUACAGAGAAAAGUUUCUGAACAACAGAAGUGGGAAGCUAGUAAACUGUACAGCAGUGCCUCAGUGCUCAGUGAGUCAAUUUUUGAAAACUUGCCACCUACAGAUGACAGUGCUAAGUACUUAUAUAAAAUUAUAAAUGGGAGCUAUUCAUUUAUGCCAUUGGAAACUACUGUAAUAUCAUUUAUAAGGGAUGGAAAGCUAACUCAUUCAGUUCAUGACAAGGAAAUUAUUGGCGUUAUCCUGGAUUCUACAAAUUUUUACUAUGAAGCAGGAGGUCAAGAAGGGGAUAAAGGAGAAUUAGUGAGUGGAGAUGUUCGAGUGAAUGUGAGAUAUGUUGAAAAACUUGGCCAUAUUAUAAUUCACUGGGGCACCUUAGAAUGUGGAGAAUUGUGUAUUGGAAAAAAAUUAAUGGCUUCAGUUGAUCCAGACUUCAGACUUGGGUGUAUGCAGCACCACACAGCAACGCACCUCCUUAACAGUGCUGUCAGAGCAGUAACCGGUGUAUCUAGCCAAAGAUCAUCACACGUUACCCAUGACCAUUUAAGCUUAGGAGUCCGGACGUAUCAAACCAUGGAUUAUGAAAACAUUGAAAAGGUUGAGAAAAUUGUGAAGAUGUGGGCCAAUGAAAAGUGUCCUAUAUCCAGAAAGACUUUACCAAUAACAAAGUUGCUGCAAGAACCUGGGGUAGUAUUCCUUCCUGGUGAAGUAUAUCCAGAUAAUGUACAUGUCAUAACUACAAGCUUGAAUGCAAACUUGAACUCAGGUGGAAGGGAAAUGUCUCAAAUAUUAUCCAUGGAACCUUGCUGUGGCACUCACUUAUCAAAUACUGGGGACAUUGGCAGUUUUUGCAUUACUGAUGUUAAAGCAACUGGUGUUGGCUUACGCAAUAUUCGUGCUGUGUGUGGGGAAAAUGCAGCAAUUGCUGAAGCAAAUGCAGAGGUAGCAGUAUCUCAGUUUCAAAAAUGGGAAGAGAAAGUUCAAAAGGAGAUUAGUGCAAACAAUCAUGAGAGCAUAGCAAAUACUAGCAAGGAAUUGCUGGCUUGGCGUACUACCUUUGAAGCCAAACUGCUGCCGUAUUUAGUACGAUCAAAAAUGAAUAAUUCGCUUGAUAAUCUUGCAAGGCUUAUGAGAAACGCUCUAAGGGGAGAUGCAAAUAAACAGAUGAUUGUAGAAAUGGAGGAAAUUUUGAGUGAACAACCUUCUGGGCCUGUUGUUCAUCUACUGGAAACAGAUUUUGGCACAAGCAAAGCCAUGUUAAUUAAAGCAUCUAAAUUAUGUAAAAAAAGACCUCUUCUUGUUUUGGCUAAGGCUGAAGGAACUGUUGUUGCAAGAGCAACACUAACACAGGAGCUUGUCAACAAUGGAGCAUCUGCAGCUGAUUGGUUAACUUGUAUUCAGAACAUUUUGGGAGGUGUAGUCAAAGCACCUCGUGGUCAAGACUUGCAGCUAGUCUGUAACUUCCGGGGAAAUCUUAUGAAUACAGUAGAUAUGAGUAAAUUGGAGGAUGCUGUUUCUGAAUCCAGGAAAUAUAUUGAAAAAUAUUCAUGAUCCAUUUUCAAAUAAAUUAUUUUAUAUUAAAAGGUUUUGUAUACAUCAAAUAAAUAAUAAUAGUCUACAAAUCA
Molecule: messenger RNA, 6669 nt
Organism: Macrobrachium nipponense
Lineage: Eukaryota; Metazoa; Arthropoda; Malacostraca; Decapoda; Palaemonidae
Gene: AlaRS-m
Product: alanine--tRNA ligase, mitochondrial-like
Exons: 15
Coding region: 3581-6595 (1004 amino acids)
Biological process (GO): alanyl-tRNA aminoacylation
Cellular component (GO): mitochondrion; cytoplasm
Molecular function (GO): nucleic acid binding; aminoacyl-tRNA deacylase activity; alanine-tRNA ligase activity
Source: RefSeq, a predicted model, not a curated record